Apodemus sylvaticus (European woodmouse) is the source of this 408-nucleotide messenger RNA. RefSeq names its product C-C motif chemokine ligand 17 (gene Ccl17). Gene Ontology annotation, cellular component: extracellular region. The transcript is spliced from 3 exons. The coding region runs from base 13 to 315 and encodes 100 amino acids. Gene Ontology annotation, biological process: lymphocyte chemotaxis; neutrophil chemotaxis; positive regulation of GTPase activity. The record is from RefSeq and is a predicted model, not a curated record. Gene Ontology annotation, molecular function: CCR chemokine receptor binding; chemokine activity. NCBI's taxonomy places the organism in Eukaryota, Metazoa, Chordata, Mammalia, Rodentia, Muridae.
GCAGAAGGACCCAUGAAGAUCUUCACCUGGGCUUCUGGUACCAUGAUGUCACUUCAGAUGCUGCUCCUGGCUGCCCUGCUUCUGGAGACUUCUCUGCAGCAUGCCAGCGCUGCUCGAGCCACCAAUGUAGGCCGAGAGUGCUGUCUGGAUUACUUCAAGGGGGCCAUUCCCAUCAGGAAGCUGGUGAGGUGGUACAGGACCUCAGUGGAGUGUCCCAGGGAUGCCAUCGUGUUUGUGACUGUCCAGGACAGGUUCAUCUGUGCAGACCCCAAAGACAAGCAUGUGAAGAAGGCCAUCAGAUACCUGAAAAACUAAAGGCUGUGAUCUUCCCACCCAAGCAUUUGGAGUCGCCAGGGCUGCUGUCCAUGGUCUCAAACUAAAGCCACCUAUGUCCAGGGGAGGCCUUGA